Salvelinus sp. IW2-2015 is the source of this 923-nucleotide messenger RNA. RefSeq names its product histone deacetylase 11. Gene Ontology annotation, cellular component: histone deacetylase complex. NCBI's taxonomy places the organism in Eukaryota, Metazoa, Chordata, Actinopteri, Salmoniformes, Salmonidae. The record is from RefSeq and is a predicted model, not a curated record. Gene Ontology annotation, molecular function: histone deacetylase activity.
UGGGCUGCAUUACAACGAUCUGAUCGCUGUCUGUUCUGCAAGCUGUUGGAUAUAUGACUAACAGAAUGAUAUCGGACGAUCAAAACAUAACGUUGCAUUUGUGAAGAUAUCAAAGCAUUCGAAUAAAAAAUAGUUUAGCGUCAACUAAUAGACGAAAGAGCGGUUAUGAUGUGUAACAGUCACGGUACCCAGCUAUACCUGGAGGUGCCGUCGUCAUGUCUGCCUAUCGUCUACUCGCCAGGAUACAACAUCACCUUCAUGGGCCUGGAGAAACUACACCCCUUUGACAGCGGCAAGUGGGGGAAAGUCAUCCACUUCCUAAAGGAGGAGAAGUUGAUCAGUGAUGGGAGCAUCGUUGAGGCACGGGAGGCUACAGAGGAAGACCUGCUGGUGGUUCACACAAAACGCUACCUCAACAGACUCAAGUGGUCCGUGGUUGUAGCGACCAUCACAGAGAUCCCUCCCCUCCUAUGCCUACCUAACUUCCUGGUUCAGAGACGGGUCCUGAGACCACUCAGAACGCAGACCGGAGGGACCAUCAUGGCAGGGAAACUGGCUGUAGACCGAGGCUGGGCCAUCAAUGUAGGUGGGGGCUUCCACCAUUGCUCCAGUGAUAAAGGAGGAGGAUUCUGUGCCUACGCCGACAUCACCUUAGCUAUCAAGUUUCUGUUUGAGAGGGUGGAGGGAAUCUCCAGAGCCACCAUCAUAGAUCUGGACGCACACCAGGUGAGUUGUCCUGAGAUGGUCACUGUAACUGUCUCAGCAUCCUAAAUAGCAUCCUGUUCACUGGGCCCACUCACCAGCAUCACUGUAACAGCAUCCCAAAUAGCAUCCUGUUCACUGGGCCCACUCACCAGCAUCACUGUAACUGUCUCAGCAUCCCAAAUAGCAUCCUGUUCACUGGGCCCACUCACCAGCAUCAC